Messenger RNA from Telopea speciosissima, 1591 nucleotides. RefSeq names its product CRM-domain containing factor CFM9, mitochondrial-like. Bases 533 to 1591 code for a protein of 352 amino acids. The transcript is spliced from 4 exons. The record is from RefSeq and is a predicted model, not a curated record. NCBI's taxonomy places the organism in Eukaryota, Viridiplantae, Streptophyta, Magnoliopsida, Proteales, Proteaceae. Gene Ontology annotation, molecular function: RNA binding.
UUCUGACAGAAAUCUAUCUUCAAGUGAGGGAUUGAGGAGUGGAGGAAGGAUUUGGAGAGAAAGUCAGAUAUCCAAGAGAAUGAACCUAGGGAGAGAAGAAGAUAAAGAGAUGUGCAUGACAUGGAUGAGCAGAGGAAAGUAGCAGCCUAAUCUCAGUGUCUCACAAAGGCUUUCGUCAAAACAAAUAAUGGGUGGUAGAGGAGUUAUUGGGGAUAAAUGGUCAAUGAGGAUUCUGUGGGGUUGUGUGAUUGGAAGUGCUGUAGGCCUGUGGAUGGUUGGUGUUGAAAGGCAGGCCCAGAACAGGGAACGUGCUUUGGCUGAAAGCUUGAAGGCCAUGGAUUCAGGUGCAGAUGGUCAAUCCAGUGGUGAAGUAGUUUGAAUAAUUAACUAAGAUAGUUGAUCCCCAAGCCUUUAUUCGUGAGACAUAGCAAACCGUCUCUUUUGUUUCUUGCGUAGAACUUUGCUUUCUCCUUUUCUUGGCCUUACUUCUUUGAAGUAUCAUCCCUUUAGCUCAGUUUUCCAUGUGUACCAGAUGAUUGUUUCUCCAGCUGAAGCUUUCAUUCUAUUCAAUUCAUGGAGAACUUCUUGGGUCUUCAGGAAUUUGAGCUAUGGUUCAGUAAACCUAGUCAUCUCACAAGGGGAGCCCAAGUUUGAAAUGCAUGAAAUUGAGCCCCCAAAGAAGGAGAAGUGGAAGACCAAGAAGCGAUUAAAGUUGCAGUGUAAGAGAGAGAAGCGAAAGAGGAAAGCAGUUAAUAAGAGGGAUCCACGAUGUCUUGGGGUCAAGGGGAAGAAGCAGAAAUUCUCAAAUGUGGAGGCUAGAAUCAAAUACAAAAUUGAAAAGGCCAAAAUCAAGGAAGCUUUAUUAAUUGAGAGGUUGAAGAGGUAUGAAGUUCCUAAAGUUCAAGGCCCAGUGGUUCAACCGGACAACCUCACUGGUGAGGAGCGGUUCUACAUGAAAAAGAUGGCCCAGAAAAGGUCUAAUUAUGUGCCAGUUGGCAGAAGAGGGGUUUUUGGAGGUGUUAUUCUGAAUAUGCAUCUGCACUGGAAGAAGUAUGAAACUGUUAAGGUCAUCUGCAAGCCUUGUAAACCUGGUCAAGUACAUGAGUAUGCAAGGGAGAUUGCUAGAUUAAGUGGUGGGAUCCCAAUUCAGAUAAUUGGAGAUGACACUAUAAUAUUCUAUCGCGGAAUUAAUUAUAUUCAGCUAGAAAUUAUGUCUCCUAUUGAUACGUUGUCCAAGAAAAGGGCACUUGAAAAAUCAAAGUAUGAGCAGUCACUUGAGUCCGUGAGGCACUUCAUAGCUGUAGCUGAGAGGGAAUUGAAACUCUAUUAUAGGCAUGUUGCACUUUAUGGUGACCCGAGUACUCAGGACUCCACUUCAACCUUUCCCAGUCCUAGAAAAGGCUCUUGUGAACAUGGAAUCCCCAAAGAAUUUGAUUUAGGAAGCCUUGAUUCAACUAGUCAUGGCACGUUCGCUAAUCUUUCAAAAGUCGAGAAUUUUACAGGUCUACAAUUAUCAGUAGCCGAUGUUGACUCUGAAGACGAAUUCUUGAUGGGAAUUGAAGCUGUUUUUGAGGAUGAAUUCCGAUGUUGA